AUGUGCAACCCGGAAGAAGACGGCAGUGAUGACGGCAAGAGCUAUGAAACGCAGCCCUUUUUCAUCCCGAAGGUGCUCAAAGCAUCUGGCACGCUAGUGAUCGAGCGCCUGCCGCUGUUCUUCGAAGGCUACACCUAUGCAUACGGUCACAUAGCUUACAUUCACGGACGUCCCCCGUCCCCUGUCAUCUUGGUCCAUCCCAACUACGCUGGCCUGAAGCAGUUUGAUAUCGAUCAGGCUGCUUUCCUGGCUCGAGCCGGCUAUGUGGGGGUAGCUGUGGAUCUCUACCGGGAGCGUGAGAUGGUAGGCGUCUCGGAUGAGAGCCUUGAGUACCUCUUCGAGGAUCGCGACCCCAAGCGUGACCUGACUUUCUUCGGCCAAAGCUCUGGGUACAUGAGCGAGAGGCAGAAGGAGAAGGUGAAACGUCAUUCGGCAGGAUCCUUUGCUGCAAUGACCGGCCUUCUCAAGACUCCCAUCGUCUGGCGGGCGCUGAUGGCCGCGUGGUUGGACAAGGCACGCUGCCACCCAGCGGUUCAUCGGGACUUUGCCGGUGCCAUCGGAUAUUGCUUCGGCGGCCAAGCAGUGCUGGAGCAAGUGCGUGCAGGACACUCUAUCCAGGCGGCUGUGACCUUCCACGGCCUCUUGCAUUCCCGACCUCGACGGGUGGAGAGUGUCAGGGGCAACGGCUACGAUGGGCGAAUGUCUGCAGAGGAAUUUGCUGCUGACUCCAGCAUCAAGAAAGCGCCGAACGUUUACUCCACCAAAUGCAAGGUGCUUAUUGAAAACGGCGACUUGGACGAUCAUGUGCCGGCAGAGUCGGUUCAGGAGUUUCGCAGUGAAAUGGACGCCAUUGGGAUCGACUGGCGGAUCCAUACUCAUGCUCAAACUCCACAUGGCUUCGCCCUGGCACCAGGCGUGUGGAGCACGGCAUACCGAGAGAACGCAGAUCGGCGCUCCACGCUGUCGAUGCUGCAGCUUUUUGCGGAGGUGUGGCCCGAGUUUCCUCAGCCUUCAGUUCCGACCAACGCCUGUGGGACUGUGUUGGGUCAAGCCAUUCGAAUCGCUGCGCCCGACCGGAAGACGGCUCUCCAGGUCAUUCGCGAGGUGCAUUGCAACGUCCUUCCGUGCCACGGAUACGUGCUGCCCGAGGACGGCGAGGACCUCGAGGUCAGCAAGAAAGUGCAGCAAAUGCAAGGAUUUCUUCAGUCCGGCAAGGUGGAUCUGAAAGUGGCCGAGGCCUUGGACUACACCGUGCUGCUCUCAGGCUACGGUCGCCUUCUUUCCAAGCCGCUCGUGACGCCUGGCAGCCAUGGCAAGCAGAAGGCCACGGCAGUGUCGCAGCGAGCCUUGGUGGUUCUGUCCGAAGAUUCCCAGCAAGCAGUUCGUGAGACUUGGACGCACAGCCAUAGACCGCCGAAGAGCCUUUGGGUCGCGUCGACAUGGAACAAGUUCGAGCCGAAGGAGAUGAAAUGGGACGGCUCCAAGUUCUACCAUGCCUUCCAGGUCGGUGCCAAUGGCUGGGAGAGCUUCCAGUUGCUGAUCGAUGGAAGGUGGGAGCAGUGCGUUUAUCCCAGCGUUGCAGAUGCGUGUCCCUUUGUGGAGUACCGCUUGCUCGGGCCCGAUAACCGUGGGCAUGGCAAGAAUUGGACUGUGGGAAGGCAUCCAGAGGACUCGGCAAAGACCGGUGAGCGUGUUCGCCUUGCUGUUGCGGUGAAUAGCCAAGGCCUGCCCAGGCAGGUGUCUUGGCGCAAGGAGGUUCGGCGGACUCCUCCGCAACGCUGA
This is a messenger RNA of Symbiodinium sp. CCMP2592, 1782 nucleotides long. NCBI's taxonomy places the organism in Eukaryota, Dinophyceae, Suessiales, Symbiodiniaceae. The record is from the annotation of a GenBank genome assembly.